CCGAAUCUCGUGGAAAGUACAAAGACCCGCCAUCACUGCUAACAACACAACAGAGCUCGAAAUUCGCUUUGCCCUCCCUCUCUCUCCCUCGGCUCCAGCCCAAACCCUCUCUCUCCCUCUCUCCCAGAAACCAAAAACCUAACAAGACAAAAAAAAAAAAAACAAACCCUAACCCCUCUCUCAUGGCUUCCUCACUCUUCCAACCUUCUCCGUCUUCCGCCAUGACUCUCUCUUCUUCUUCUACUUCCUCUUCCUCUUCUCUCUUCACCGGCACUCUCCGAACCUUAGGUUUCGUUGAUCAUUCCCGCGCGAGAAUCUCCGCGCCUAACACCGUGAAAUGUGACAUGUCGGAAUCGUCGAAUUUCGUCAACGGGAAACCGAUCAUUCCGGUUCUCAACGAACGGACUCUGCCGAAGUUCAUGGAAUCCGCGAGGGAGGCGAAGACCGUCAGCAGAAACAGUAACCGGUUGAAAUUGUUCUCUGGCAGGGCCAAUCCCACUCUCUCUCAGGAAAUUGCUCGGUACAUGGGCCUGGAACUCGGAAAGAUUUCCAUCAAGCGAUUUGCUGAUGGUGAAAUAUAUGUCCAGUUACAAGAGAGUGUUAGAGGUUGCAAUGUUUACCUUAUACAGCCAACCUGCCCUCCCGCAAAUGAGAAUCUCAUGGAGCUUAAAAUAAUGAUUGAUGCUUGUCGGAGAGCAUCGGCCAAAAAUAUCACUGCUGUGAUUCCAUACUUCGGAUAUGCCAGAGCUGAUAGAAAGACUCAAGGGCGUGAAUCAAUUGCGGCUAAACUUGUUGCGAACCUUAUUACAAAAGCUGGGGCAGACCGUGUUCUUGCUUGUGACCUUCAUUCAGGGCAGUCCAUGGGUUACUUUGAUAUUCCUGUGGAUCAUGUACACUGUCAACCCGUGAUCCUUGAUUACCUUGCCAGUAAGAUGAUAAGUUCAAGUGACUUGGUGGUGGUUUCCCCAGAUGUUGGUGGUGUUGCAAGAGCACGUGCUUUUGCAAAGAAAUUAUCUGAUGCACCUUUAGCUAUUGUAGACAAGAGGCGCCAUGGACACAAUGUUGCUGAGGUGAUGAACCUGAUUGGUGAUGUAAAAGGAAAAGUUGCUGUAAUGGUAGAUGAUAUGAUCGACACUGCUGGGACCAUUGCUGAGGGUGCAGCACUCUUGCAUGAAGAGGGGGCUAGGGAAGUGUAUGCAUGCUGCACUCAUGCUGUUUUCAGUCCUCCAGCAAUUGAGAGGUUGUCCAGUGGCUUGUUUCACGAGGUGAUUAUCACAAACACCAUUCCAGUUGCGGAGAAGAACUAUUUUCCCCAGUUAACGAUUAUUACUGUAGCAAACCUUUUGGGUGAAACUAUUUGGCGUGUUCAUGAUGAUAGUUCUGUUAGUAGUAUUUUUCAGUGAACAAUCAGUUACUUUUGGAGUUAAUUUAAUGAAUAAAUGCUAUUUGACCAUCUUAUAUGAUAAAAAAAA
Molecule: messenger RNA, 1472 nt
Organism: Glycine soja
Lineage: Eukaryota; Viridiplantae; Streptophyta; Magnoliopsida; Fabales; Fabaceae
Product: ribose-phosphate pyrophosphokinase 1, chloroplastic
Exons: 8
Coding region: 183-1403 (406 amino acids)
Biological process (GO): 5-phosphoribose 1-diphosphate biosynthetic process; ribonucleoside monophosphate biosynthetic process; purine nucleotide biosynthetic process
Cellular component (GO): cytoplasm; ribose phosphate diphosphokinase complex
Molecular function (GO): magnesium ion binding; ribose phosphate diphosphokinase activity
Source: RefSeq, a predicted model, not a curated record